AUGUUGGUGCAUCAGAUCCUGGAAGAGGACGAGAAGAAAUUAGAGAAACGUACCGACUUGUUGCGACGACGGCGAUUUGCCGAAGCUCUCGCGAGGAAGACGAAGAAGUGUUUAGGCGCUUUCGAGAGCAGAAGACUUCGUGAAAGAGGAGAAAUCAAAAGGGAAAAAUCGAGAGGGACGAAGACUCCGAUCCACGCCGUGUGGUCACGUGGUAAUGAGGCAACCUCCGAAGGAUUGUCACUGAAAUAUCAGGACCUCACGGCGAUAUUUCUGGCUGUUAGGCUGUAUUGCAGCUUUGUAAUGGAAUAUGACAUGCACACCAUUCUGGAUUUGGCUACUUUGGGAACAACUCUGUCAUCCGCUUUUGAUCCUCAUGUUUGGCAACUACAACUGUGUUGGUCCAUCCAUCGACCUCACACAACAUAUUACACAGGAUUUUCUGGGCAUUGUGUGUAUGAAGCUGUUUCGGUGCUGCCUCAGUUACGAGUGAUGCAGAACCCAAAGAUUGUUGAACCGUUCACGGCUCAUGAUGUUUUUGCACUUGGAGUAGCAAGGUUCCUUAGCUGUGCCCACUGGGUUCUACAGGUUGUGGACACGCGUGGACGGUUGCUUGUUGCAUUGGGUUAUGGACUGUGGCCAUCAAUGGUUCUUAUCUCAAGAGAUUGUUCAAACUUUCAUCUUGGCUGA
This is a messenger RNA of Microthlaspi erraticum, 687 nucleotides long. NCBI's taxonomy places the organism in Eukaryota, Viridiplantae, Streptophyta, Magnoliopsida, Brassicales, Brassicaceae. The record is from the annotation of a GenBank genome assembly.